AUGGUUGUUCUCUCUCUGCUCGUUCUUAUCCUGGCUAUUGCAAACUCGCUUCUCAUUGAUGGGGUGUCAAUCCAUCCUCCUCAAGAUAAAAGCAAGGCGAUCCUGCUCUCUGCAGUUGAAUUGAAAACGUAUACAAUGAGCUCUCAGCAAGAAAAGGUUGUUUUUACUGCACGAUUCUGUCCUCCCGUCGCUUAUACCUCAUAUUCUAUCCAGUUUCUUAUCGAGAGCGAUUAUAAGGAAGCUCAGACAUAUACUCGCACAUUCACUCCCGUCUCAACGGAUUGCAUAGAUGUUACGAGUGCGCUUCAUCAAGAUAUUCACAACUACUGGACCCUUUCUCCAGGAGUCUAUUUAUUGUAUGUGUCUGUGAGUGAUGCAUACAAAAAACUGCUCUAUUCCACCGCACUACCCUUGAAGAUCGAGCCAAAGUCGAUUCAGCUCUCCUCACAGACUACAGAUACCCCUCCUCGUGUGGCUCCUAUUAUGAAACCCGAUAGUUCCAUUGACAAGAAUUACUGUGGAGAUGGAACUUGCAAUUCUGGAGAGGACUGCCAGUCUUGCCCUCUCGACUGUGGUUUGUGUCGUCCAUACUCCUGCUCUCCUUCUUGCAAACUGCCGGACUGCCAGUGUGCUCAAACUCGACAUCCUACCAUCCAGGACACCUCCAAGAUCCCUCAGUUUGUGGCAAUCACUUGGGAUGAUGCGCAAACGCCCACAACCUUCAGUCAUAUGAUGGAGGUGGCUCGCUCUACUGCCGCUCGGGACCAUUUCAACUGCCGACCGAAAAUGACCUUUUUCACACAAACGAACGAUAAUCAAUAUCAAUACACCAAGCAACUCUAUCUUGAAGGGCAUGAAGUGGCUCUUCAUUCGAUCUCGCACAGAACGGAUACGAGUACGCAAAAAAAGACGUGGGAAAAGGAGAUCGUCAAGGCUCGCAGCUACAUUUCCAAAUAUUCGGGUAUUCCUGAAGAGAAGAUCGUUGGCUUCCGAGCUCCUGACCUGAAGUACAACAAUGACAUGGCUGAAGUUUUGAAAGAGCGAGGAUUCCUCUACGAUAGUAGUAUUCCUGUCGAUACGACUUCGAAAGCAUUUUACCACCCCUACACGCUGGAUUACGGAGCGAUUGAGCAAUCGUGGAAAGCUCCAUCCAUUACCACUCCCCACUCUGGUUUGUGGGAAUUCCCAUUGCCCACAUUGGUCAAUGAUGAUUUCACGACGAUCACGAUUCAAGACCCUGAAGGAUCUCCUGAGGAAAUCAUUGAUUUGCUCCAAAAGAACUUUGAUUUGCACUAUGAAAGUGAUCGAGCACCGUACCUUAUCGGACUUACAGCUUCAUGGCUCUUGCAGAGCGUGGAGGAUCGAAUGAGGGCACUAGAAACGGUGCUGCAGUAUAUGGCAUCCAAGUCCAACGUCAUUUUCGCCUCUGUGUCGGAAAUUGUGCGCUACUAUCAGAAUCCAGUCGAUAUCAAUAGCAUGAAAGCAUCGGACUAUCCAUGUGUCACAGCGACAGAAACGUAUAUCAUUCAAGAAUCGAUUAAACAUUCAAUCACUUCUACCACUCAUCACUCUAGAGAAACUUUAAAACCUGUGAACAGUGUCCUGAUUACUAUCCUGGAGAGGAACCGGACUCAUCCACCAUCGGAACUGUAUCUCCUGGCAAUCAAUGGGAAGGACGGUAUGCGCAACAAAGCCACGGAAGAGUUUGAGUUAACGCUCUAUACCAAAAACUGCCAGAUUACAACACUUUGGGGGUUAAAGAUUGAGUCAUCCUCGCAAGGUCGAUAUGUCCUUCGUUCCGACAGAGAGAUAUUGAUAAAGCCUGGAGCUGUCAGAAAAUACGAAUCGAUCGGGAUUUGCGCCAAGACGAGUCAAAACUACUCUGUGUCGGGGAAGGUGAUAAUGUAUGCCAUCAAUUAG
Molecule: messenger RNA, 1920 nt
Organism: Blastocystis hominis
Lineage: Eukaryota; Bigyra; Opalinata; Blastocystidae
Exons: 9
Coding region: 1-1920 (639 amino acids)
Biological process (GO): carbohydrate metabolic process
Molecular function (GO): hydrolase activity, acting on carbon-nitrogen (but not peptide) bonds
Source: RefSeq, a predicted model, not a curated record